Fusarium venenatum is the source of this 1011-nucleotide messenger RNA. RefSeq names its product RTA1 like protein-domain-containing protein. The record is from RefSeq and is a predicted model, not a curated record. Gene Ontology annotation, cellular component: fungal-type vacuole; plasma membrane. Lineage: Eukaryota; Fungi; Ascomycota; Sordariomycetes; Hypocreales; Nectriaceae.
AUGUCUGCCAAUACCAACUCAACAGACUACCAACCUCCAAACUACGAAACCUGCUCCGGUGGCGUCUCGGAACGAUGCCCUGUCGAAGCCUCCCUAUACGGCGAUUACUUCAACCUCGGCGCCUGUAUCUUUUUCGUCGUAGCCCACGCGCUGGCUCUCAUUCCACAAAUCUACUUCGGUAUUCGAGCGCGAACAUGGUCCUACAUGAUUUGGUUGGCUCUUGGCACCAUCUUUGAACUGGUCGGCUACUGCGGUCGCGUCGUCAUGAGCUCCAACCCCUGGGUCUACAACGCUUUCGUCAUUCAACUUGUUCUUCUCAUUCUCGGUCCGACACUCGUCGCCGCCGCUAUCUCAAUUACGUUCAAGCACCUUGUUCUAUGGUACGGUCGUGAAUACAGUUUCAUGAAGCCAGUUUUAUACCCCUGGGUCUUCGUCGGUACCGAUUUGUUCUCGAUUGUCAUCCAAGCAGCAGGUGGUGGUAUCUCUUCGGCCGCGACGAAUUCAGAGAUUCCGGACCAAAAUCUACUCGAUGUUGGAUCUGGCAUGCUUGUUGCUGGUGUCGUCUUUCAAUUGGUCAACAUGAUUUUCUGUGGUGGUUUGAUGCUUGUUUAUAUCUGGAGAAGACACAAGGCUAUUAAGAAUGGCUCUGCUGUGAGAGCUGGCGAGGAGCACACCGUGGGAGGAGACGUCAACGUCAUCAGAGCAAGCGACAAGAAGACCAAAAUGUUUGUCUUUGCUCUGACAGCCGCUUACGUUGCCAUUAUCAUCCGUUGCAUUUAUCGUAUCCCCGAAAUGCAAAUGGGCUGGGGCAGCACUCUCAUGCAAAACGAAACCACAUUCCUCAUCCUCGACGGAACCAUGAUCCUCAUCUCUGUGUGGACCUUGACCAUCUUCCACCCUUAUUUCUUCUUCCCUUUUAUGGGAUCCAAGGGAAAGGCUGCUAUAGCAGAUGCCGAGAAGUCUUCUUCAACCGAGACGAACCAGUCUGGACCUGUCAUGGGCAGCGCGUAG